Drosophila elegans is the source of this 566-nucleotide messenger RNA. RefSeq lists its product as uncharacterized. The transcript is spliced from 4 exons. Lineage: Eukaryota; Metazoa; Arthropoda; Insecta; Diptera; Drosophilidae. The coding region runs from base 272 to 487 and encodes 71 amino acids. The record is from RefSeq and is a predicted model, not a curated record.
CGCGGACGGUAAUCACAGCUUUUGAAGUAUAUAAACACAGUUAAAGUUCUGUGCUUAAAGGCAGUUAACUGCAGAAGCGCUAUCAGUGUCAACCCGAUUAUCUAAUCACAGUGAGCCAGUCAGCUGCUGUCACACUCUUCCUCUCACAGUACAGCUGAAGCAGCGCGCUCUCUCUCGCGCCGUUUUGACGUUUCUUUUGCACUUUCUCACUUUUGGUUAAACUCUCACACUGGCGGGUGCGGGCGACAAAGGCGCUUUUAACUACUCGACAAUGCUGAAGUUUUUGUUGACCUUUGGCGCCGGGGUUUAUACUGGCAUCUAUGUUUCGCAAAACUAUGAGGUUCCUCGAGUAGAUGAUCCCCAAAAAUUGGUUCAGCGUCUCAACGAAAAAGUGAAGGAACUCGUGGACCAAAGCAAGAACAAAUCGGCCGGCGAGAAAUUAGUAGACGACAUUAAAAGGGAGGCCAAGAAGACACUGGACGACUGACUGCUGCACUAAGUCCACGUUUUUAGUUUAAACAAAUUUAUCUUUGAUCAAAUAAAGCGAUGUUACAUGUAUAAAACUA